AUUAGCUCAUAAAUCCAAACCACCAAAGAACAGCGUUGCUUUGAGAUCAGCUCAAGCCACCACAAAAGGGCUUUUCUUCAAUUUGAAUGGAAAAGGUGAAGAGAUUAGCAGCUGAAAAUGAAGUGCUGGUAAUAAGCAAGAGCUCUUGUUGCCUUUGUUAUGCAGUGGUUGUUCUUCUAAGGGACCUUGGAGUUUGCCCCAUGGUGUACGAGCUUGAUCAUGACCCUGAAGCAAGAGAUGUGGAGAAGGCUCUUGUAAGGUUGCACGUCUGCCAUGCACCGCCUGUUCCCGCCGUGUUCAUCGCCGGAGAACUCAUCGGAUCAACCAACGAAGUCAUGUCACUUCACCUUAGUGGCGAGCUCAAUCGAAUGUUGAAACCCUACAAGGUGGUUCAAGAGAACUAGCUGAAUUGUCUCUUGACAACGUUGUAGUUGUCGAAACUUAGCUGCUUUCUAUGUUAUGUGUAAUGUUUGGGUAAUGAAUAAAAGAAGUGUGUAUGUCAACAAGGUGUGUGUAAGUUGAUAUUGGCUUUAUGGA
Molecule: messenger RNA, 537 nt
Organism: Cucurbita maxima (winter squash)
Lineage: Eukaryota; Viridiplantae; Streptophyta; Magnoliopsida; Cucurbitales; Cucurbitaceae
Product: glutaredoxin-C14-like
Exons: 1
Coding region: 87-404 (105 amino acids)
Cellular component (GO): cytoplasm; nucleus
Source: RefSeq, a predicted model, not a curated record